Neopsephotus bourkii (Bourke's parrot) is the source of this 4953-nucleotide messenger RNA. RefSeq names its product phosphatidylinositol-4,5-bisphosphate 3-kinase catalytic subunit beta (gene PIK3CB). Lineage: Eukaryota; Metazoa; Chordata; Aves; Psittaciformes; Psittacidae. The transcript is spliced from 25 exons. The coding region runs from base 430 to 3630 and encodes 1066 amino acids. Gene Ontology annotation, molecular function: 1-phosphatidylinositol-3-kinase activity; 1-phosphatidylinositol-4-phosphate 3-kinase activity. Gene Ontology annotation, biological process: phosphatidylinositol 3-kinase/protein kinase B signal transduction; phosphatidylinositol-mediated signaling; cell migration. Gene Ontology annotation, cellular component: phosphatidylinositol 3-kinase complex; cytoplasm; plasma membrane. The record is from RefSeq and is a predicted model, not a curated record.
CGGCCGGUCGGUCGGUGCCGGGGUGGGCCGGGCAGGCUGGGCCAGGACGGGACGCGCUGUCGGUCCGAGCCUCCGGGGAGCGCGGUCCCCGCCAGCACAGCGGGAAGAAGGGAAGUCAAGUGAAGUUACCACACUCCUGUGGUAUCAAGCAGCAGCAAGGCGUUCAGAAACAGCACCUGUGGUACUGAGCGGCCUUAGAAGAACUGGUUAAAAGCAGGAAGGGGAACUGUUAGUUGGUGCACACAACAGACGGGCUGUGAAAGCAACUGACACACGGUCACAUUUGGGUCAUCUUGUGGAACCUUCUGAGAAAACAAGGGUAAUAAUAAGAAAACAAUGUUUAAUGAAAGUAUCUUCAGUACACAGUCAGACUGAAACAGGAACAGGUUAUCUGGAGCCAUGUGGUUAUGAUAUUAUUGAGAUUCCAUAAUGCCUCCUGCCGUGACAGACAGCCUUGACAUCUGGGCAGUGGAUUCGCAGAUUGGCGCUGAUGGCUCAAUAUCUGUGGACUUCCUGUUGCCCACUGGAAUCUAUAUCAACCUGGAUGUCCCUCGAGAUGCCACCAUAUCUCAGAUUAAGCAGCUGUUAUGGAAGCAGGCACAUGCCUAUCCACUUUUUCAUCUCCUCAUGGAGAUUGACUCUUAUAUGUUCUCCUGUGUGAAUCAGACUGCUGUACAUGAAGAAUUAGAGGAUGAAACGCGGAGACUUUGUGAUGUUAGACCCUUUCUGCCUGUCCUUAAACUAGUGACAAGGAACUGUGAUCCAGGAGAAAAGUUGGAUUCCAAAAUAGGUGUCCUUAUAGGCAAAGGUCUCCAUGAGUUUGAUGCCUUACAAGAUCCUGAAGUGCAUGACUUCCGAGCUAAAAUGCGGAGAAUCAGUGAGGAAAAGAUUCAUUCGCUUGUGGGUCUCUCCUGGAUGGACUGGUUACAGCACACUUACCCACCAGAGCAGGAACCUGCUGUCCCAGAGAGCUUCCAAGAUAAGCUCUAUAGUGGAAAUCUUGUAGUGGCUGUUCAUUUUGAUAACUGCCAGGAUGUAUUUAGUUUUCAGGUGUCUCCUAACAUGAAUCCCAUCAAACUGAAUGAGCUAGCAAUCCGAAAACGUUUGACUAUCCAUGGAAAAGAAGAUGAGGAAGUUGAUCCUGCUGACUAUGUGCUGCAAGUUAGUGGAAGGCUUGAAUAUGUUUUUGGUGAUCACCCAUUAAUUCAGUUUCAGUAUAUACGCAACUGUGUGAUGAACAGGACUCUUCCUCAGCUGACUCUAGUUGAGUGUUGCACUAUAAAGAAGAUGUGUGAGCAGGAGAUGAUUGCCAUAGAAGCUGCCAUAAACCGAAAAUCAUCCAACCUUCCUCUUCCUCUGCCACCAAAAAAAACAAGAACAACAACUAGUGUAUGGGAUAUUUCCAACCCUUUCAAGAUUACUCUGUUAAAGGGCAAUAAACUAAAUACAGAAGAAAAUGCCAAAGUUCAUGUUAGGGCUGGUCUUUUCCAUGGUACAGAGCUCCUUUGUAAAACUAUUGUAAGCACAGAAAUAUCUGGGAGAAGUGACCAUGUUUGGAAUGAAGUGUUGGAGUUUGAAAUAAAUGUCUGCGAUCUUCCAAGAAUGGCAAGGCUCUGCUUUGCAGUUUAUGCUGUGAUGGAUAAGGUGAAAACGAAAAAGUCAACCAAGGCAAUGAAUCCUUCUAAAUACCAAACCAUAAGGAAAGCAGGAAAAGUGCAUUAUCCUGUAGCCUGGGUAAAUACCAUGGUGUUUGAUUAUAAAGGGCAGUUGAAGAAUGGAGAACUGGUACUGCACAGCUGGUCAUCAUUUCCUGAUGAACUUGAAGAAAUGUUGAACCCAAUGGGAACUGUCCAGACUAACCCUUACACUGAAAAUGCAACAGCUUUGCACAUUAGAUUUCAAGAAUAUUCAAAACAGCCUAUUAAUUACCCUCCCUUUGAUAAGAUACUUGAAAAGGCAGCUGAGAUUGCAAGGAGCAGUGACAAUGCUGCAAUGGCGGGUCGAGGUGGUAAGAAGUUUUAUGUUGUGCUAAAGGAAAUAAUGGAAAGAGAUCCUUUAUCUCAACUCUGUGAAAAUGAAAUGGACCUUAUUUGGACUUUGCGAUAUGACUGUCGUGAAAAUUUUCCACAAUCAUUGCCAAAACUGCUGCUCUCUUUAAAAUGGAACAAACUUGAAGAUGUUGCUCAGCUUCAGGCUCUCCUUCAGAUAUGGCCCAAACUGCUGCCCAGAGAAGCAUUAGAAUUGUUGGAUUUCAAUUACCCAGACCAGUACGUCAGAGAAUAUGCAGUGGGUUGUUUAAAACAAAUGAGUGAUGAAGAGCUCUCUCAGUAUCUCCUUCAACUUGUGCAAGUCCUGAAAUAUGAACCUUUUCUUGAUUGUGCACUCUCCAGAUUUCUCUUAGAGAGAGCACUCGCUAAUAGGAGGAUAGGACAGAUGUUGUUUUGGCAUCUAAGGUCAGAGGUCCACAUACCUGCCGUUUCAGUACAGUUUGGUUUGAUACUUGAAGCUUACUGCCGAGGAAGCGUUGCUCAUAUGAAAGUACUUGCUAAACAGGUGGAAGCCCUUAAUAAAAUGAAGACUUUGAAUAGUUUAAUAAAGCUGAAUGCCAUGAAGCAAAGCAAAGCAAAAGGAAAAGAUGCAAUGCAGACGUGUUUGAAACAAAAUGCUUACAGGGAAGCACUUUCUGACCUCCAGUCUCCUCUGAAUCCUUCUGUUAUACUGUCAGAACUACAUGUUGAGAAAUGUAGAUACAUGGAUUCUAAAAUGAAGCCUCUGUGGAUAGUGUACAACAACAAGAUGUUUGGAGGAGAUCUUGUAGGGAUCAUCUUUAAAAAUGGCGAUGAUCUGCGGCAGGACAUGUUGACGCUCCAGAUAUUGCGUUUGAUGGACAUACUUUGGAAAGAAGCUGGUCUGGAUCUUCGGAUAUUGCCUUAUGGCUGUUUAGCAACUGGAGAUCACUCAGGCCUUAUUGAGGCUGUGUCUAGUUCAGAAACCAUUGCUGACAUUCAGUUAAAUAGCAGCAACGUUGCUGCUGCCGCUGCCUUCAACAAAGAUGCUCUCUUGAACUGGCUGAAGGAAUACAAUUUAGGAGAUGACUUGGAUCGAGCCAUUGAAGAAUUUACCCUGUCCUGUGCUGGCUACUGUGUAGCUACUUACGUACUGGGGAUUGGUGACAGACACAGUGACAAUAUUAUGGUCAGAAAAAAUGGUCAGCUCUUUCAUAUAGAUUUUGGGCAUAUCCUUGGAAAUUUCAAGUCCAAGUUUGGAAUUAAAAGGGAACGGGUACCUUUCAUACUCACCUAUGAUUUCAUCCAUGUUAUUCAACAAGGAAAAACAGGGAACACUGAAAAAUUUGGUCGGUUCCGCCAGUAUUGUGAAGAAGCAUACUUGAUUCUGCGAAAACAUGGAAACCUAUUUAUUACACUCUUUGCACUGAUGUUAACUGCAGGGCUUCCAGAGCUAACCUCUGUCAAGGACAUCCAGUAUCUCAAGGACUCUCUCGCUUUAGGGAAGAGUGAGGAAGAAGCACUAAAACAAUUUAAACAAAAGUUUGAUGAAGCACUCCGGGAAAGUUGGACUACUAAAGUGAACUGGAUGGCUCACACUGUUCGAAAAGACUACAGAUCCUAGAAGGUUUUUGCAUUUGCACUAAGCUGGAUGUUCCCUUGAUAAGUGUUUUUCAAAAGGGAUCUGUAGCAUGGACCAAUGGAACCUAUUUUACAUAAGAAAGAACACAAAACAACAAGAAGAAGUAAGACCCUACGAAUAGCGAACAUCCUGGAUAAUCAGUUCCUGCUGACUUUGCACGCUGAGAGCAACUAGGCAUUUUUAAAACUUCUUUGGUACUUUACGGAGGUGUAAAUAUUUGUUUUUAUAUGUUAGGGUAAUGUACUCUAACAGCCUCAGGAGGUUUGGAGACCUCUGACAGAAUUGUUCUUUGUUUAAAGUUGGGACUUCAAGAGAAAUUUUUUUUAUAUAUAUCCUAAUCUGGCUAAAAUUGACCACAUUGUGUAUAUUUUUCAUAUGAACUCUGCCUUACUGGCACAGAUGCAUUAAGUUACUGUAAAUAGCAACCACAGUAUCAUUGUACUACAGGGAGCUGCUUUAUGUCUUAUACUGCUGCCGAAAGAAGAGUAGAUAUUGGUAAGAUGGGAAGUGGACAGGGGGAGACCUCUGGAAAUGAUGCGGUGUCCAGAUGUUCAGGGUUGCAUGAUCUUGUUCCUUUGACAUAACAUACACAAAUGAAGCCCUUCUCUAAGGGGAAAGUAAGGCCAGACAUGCCGGGGAGACCCUCACUGGUAACAGUCUCCCAUUUGGCUCUGGGGCUUUGCUUUCAACCCUUUACAAUGCACAUUAACUUCAGGUUCAGCAAGAAGCUCCUUACAGCCUUACACUGAAAUUGAUAUCUCAGACUAGUUGUGCCAUGCAAACAUAUUGAUUUUGGUAUGGAAGAUUUUCAUCAAAUAUACUAUACAUAGUGUUUUAUCAGAGUAUACAUACCAAAAAACCCCAAGUGUUUGGAAAAGCAAGUGUUUGUGGGAAAACAUCGUUCCCUAAAACACCAAUGAGAAGUCAUUAAUCUUUUCUUUCUGUAUUUAUUAAAGGCUUGCAGUAAUGUUGCUUUACAAGACAUAUAUGUUGAAGAUGGUUGCUGAAGAAACUGGAUUUGUUUUAAUUUAUUUAGUGAGGUACCAGGCUGUUAGGUGCUUAAAUGGAGAGCAGAUUUGUUACGUGCAAUAGGGAACUGCUGGUUAAGAGAUGUAACAUACUGUUUCUGAACAUCAGCAAGAUCAACUUUACUGCUUGUUCUCCAAGGAACACUGGUAGCUCUCAAUUCCUGUUGCCAUUUGAAAGAGAAUUAAACAUAUAUAUUUCCUUUUGACUAAACAGUUGUUUUGCAUAGAAAUGUUGGUUUAUGUAGGAAUUUAAUUAAAGGCAGUUUUACUUUGUUGA